Messenger RNA from Gastrolobium bilobum, 412 nucleotides. RefSeq lists its product as uncharacterized. The record is from RefSeq and is a predicted model, not a curated record. Lineage: Eukaryota; Viridiplantae; Streptophyta; Magnoliopsida; Fabales; Fabaceae. The transcript has 2 exons. Bases 35 to 376 code for a protein of 113 amino acids.
CAGAGAGUUUCCUGGCUCUGUCCUCGUUCGCAGAAUGGGUGGAUUUGUCUCCACUCCUCGGACCCACAUGGAAACUGGUGGUGACUCUCUUCAUCAGCCACCGAAACUGCUACUGAAUGUGAAUAUAGAGAACAGCUUGGGUGCAAUACAGGUCCUGAUGCAGCCUGAAGACACCGUUGCCGAUUUGGUGAAGGCAGCGUUGGGAAUUUAUGAUAAGGAGAAGAGGAGGCCACUAUUGAAGCACACUGAUCCAAAGUGCUACGACCUUCAUUAUUCUCCCUACAGCCUCCAAAGUUUGAAGUCAAAUGAGAAGUUGAAGAACUUGGUGUCAAGGAAUUUCUUUCUCCGCUCGAAGCCUCCUACCUCUUCUUUGUAGGCAGCAAAUGACAUUUGGUUUUGCAUUUCCUCCGAC